Molecule: messenger RNA, 1086 nt
Organism: Striga hermonthica
Lineage: Eukaryota; Viridiplantae; Streptophyta; Magnoliopsida; Lamiales; Orobanchaceae
Source: the annotation of a GenBank genome assembly
AUGGGUUGGCAAAAUUACAAAGCGAUAAUAGUAAUGGUGGGUUGUCAAUUAUUGUAUGCUGGAGUUAAUCUAAGUGGACGAGCUGCACUUUUGCAAGGGAUGAGUUCAAGGGUCUUUGUUGUCUAUCGCCAGUGUAUUGCCUUCUUUCUCAUUGCUCCUAUUGCUUAUUUCUCAAGGAGAGGAACAAAAGAAUGGCAGCUGGGGUGGAAAAGCUUCUGGUUGAUUUUUAUGCUAGUGACUCUAAAUCAGAACAUGUAUUAUGAGGGUUUGUACUUGGCAAAUUCAACAGCUGCAAGUGCAUUGGGCAACUUGAUCCCAGCCAUUACUUUUAUCAUGGCUUGUGCACUGGGGUACUUGGAAAAAGUUCGUUUUCGAAGCCUGAGAAGUAUGGCUAAGAUCGUGGGAACGGUGUUAUGUGUGACGGGUGCUACUGCCAUGGCACUAUGGAAAGGUCCAAAAUUAGUUAACAUGGAAUUUAUGCCAAGAAAAUCAAUUGUGGCAGGAGGAGGGUCAAUUGGGCAGGACACAUGGUUGAUAGGCUGUUUAUUUCUUUUUGGAAAUGCUUUUUGUUGGGCCCUCUGGCUAAUUUUGCAGGUCCAUGUAAGCGCUUGUUACCCUGACCACCUUUCGCUGACGGCGUGGAUGUGUCUGAUGGCAGCCGUGCAAUCUGGAGUUUUUACACUGAUAGUCGAGCCGAACCUGAAAUCCUGGAUAUUGGAUUCCCCAUUCCAACUAUUUUGCUGCUUUUACGUUGGUCUGGCAUCGGCAGCCACAUUCUUUGCUCAAACAUGGUCCAUUGCAGUUAGAGGCCCUGUCUUCUGUGCUAUGUUCAAUCCUCUGAGUACAGUCAUUGUCACAGUCUUUGCUUUCAUUUUUAUGCAUGAGGAGUUGUACACUGGAAGCACGAUAGGAGCAGUUGCGGUGAUAAUUGGAUUAUACGUUGUUCUAUGGGGCAAAGCUAAAGAGUAUAAGGAGAAGAAAGAUGAGAUAUUGAUUAGCCAAAAGCAGGGGCAAGACGACGAAGCAACAUUGUCCUCUCGCAUAAUUGAUUUGGAAGAGCCUCUUUUGUCUGAAAGAUCAACUUGA